CUCUUGAGCAAAUAUAUAAACACUCUCCCCCACACAGUUUUUUUCUUUCACAAUAACAUGGAAGAAGCAAGUAACUGGCUGAUACCUACUUCAAUAUUUCUCCUCUUCUUCUUUCUUGUUUCUAAAUACAUUCUUCAAAUCCAUGGCAAACACAAAAACCUACCACCAAGUCCACCUUCUCUACCAAUGAUAGGUCACCUUCAUCUCAUAAAACAACCCUUACACCAAAGCUUUCACAACCUCACACAGAAAUAUGGCCACAUGCUCUUCCUCAAACUCGGCACACGAAAAGUCCUUGUUGUCUCUUCACCUUCCGCCAUUGAAGAAUGUUUCACAAAGAAUGAUAUCACUUUUGCAAACCGUCCCACCACACUUGCCGCCAAGCUUCUCAACUAUGGUAGUAGGACGAUAGGAUUUGCUUCCUACGGCGACCACUGGCGCAGCCUCCGCCGUCUAACAACCUUGGAGCUCUUCUCUACCAAUCGUCUUGCCAUGUUUGAAAGCAUUCGUGAGGAAGAGAUUCAGUUGUUGCUGAAGGAACUCUUUCAAGAGUGCAUCAAAGGUGGUCAAACUCAAAAGUUAAAGGUAGAACUGAGGCCAAAAUUUGUGGAAGUCUCUUUCAACAUGCUGCUGAGGAUGAUAUCUGGGAAAAGGUACUAUGGCAAGGAUAUUGAUGAGGAAGGUAAAGAGUUCCAAAUUCUGAUGAAGGAGUUCACGGCGCUUCAAGCUAGUUGCUUGAAUGACUUCAUUCCAAUACCGGAAUGGAUUGAUUUUCAAGGCAUGAAAAAGAAGAUGGUGAAUUUGAUGAAAAGGGUGGAUAGUUUUCUUCAGAAACUACUUGAUGAGAUCCAAAGGAAUAGGAGCAUCAGAAGUGAUAAUAAUAAUAAUGGGAAACUGAAUUUGAUUGAAGUCAUGUUGGACUUGCAAGAUAUGGAACCUGAACUCUACACGUAUGAAACAAUGAAAGGAAUCAUUCUGGUGAGAUAUUUAUUUCUUCUUCACCUUAUUAAGAGAUUGUUAUAAGGGUUUGGCUUUUUGCAUGCGCUAUAU
Messenger RNA from Arachis duranensis, 1050 nucleotides. Its product is annotated as cytochrome P450 81E8. Lineage: Eukaryota; Viridiplantae; Streptophyta; Magnoliopsida; Fabales; Fabaceae. Bases 58 to 1023 code for a protein of 321 amino acids. Gene Ontology annotation, molecular function: iron ion binding; monooxygenase activity; heme binding. The transcript has 2 exons. The record is from RefSeq and is a predicted model, not a curated record.